AUGGAGCAUCUGGUCAUUCUCCAUGGCGACGACCGUGCGAUACAGUGCCUCCAAAAGAUCGAAGAUCAUGAAAGAACACUUCGGGGCCUUCCCAGGAUUCCGUCAUACUUCGUCAAGCUCUUACUCAAGGAGACUCCCCAUGUUAGCCAACUACAACAACAACAAUUACUUCAGCAACAUCAACAACAACAUCAACAACAACUGCAGCAACAUCAACAUGAGCUUCAACAAACCAGGACCUAUCUUCACACAAGUUCUGACAAGGACGAGGAGAAGGUGGAUGAUGAGGAGGUGGAUGAGAAGGCGGAUGAAAAGGUAGAUGACGAGGAGAAUAUGGUCCAUCUGCCAUACCAACAACACCAACCAGUUAGUGAACACAAACGUCUUCUCUACAAAAGGGGUGGUUUUAAGCACAGAUCAUCAAUCAAUCCGAACGUGACCAGAGGCUUUGGAGGAGUGUAG
This is a messenger RNA of Acytostelium subglobosum LB1, 462 nucleotides long. RefSeq lists its product as hypothetical. The transcript is spliced from 2 exons. The coding region runs from base 1 to 462 and encodes 153 amino acids. The record is from RefSeq and is a predicted model, not a curated record. NCBI's taxonomy places the organism in Eukaryota, Evosea, Eumycetozoa, Acytosteliales, Acytosteliaceae.